UGGAGAACCCGGCAGCUGCGGCGGCCGGGGACCCUGGACCCCUACCCACGCGAGAAGGAAGGAAGGAUCAAAGCCCCUCCCCACCAAGGAUGACACUAAACACCCAGCAAGAAGCAAAGACCCCCCUGCGUCGGCGAGCCAGCACUCCACUGCCCCUGUCCCCCCGGGGCCACCAGCCUGGCCUCCUGUGUACAGCACCUUCCACAAAAUCCCAGCAUCCCCGGCUGGGCCAGUCAGCCUCCCUCAAUCCUCCCACCCAGCAACCUUCACCUGCCCCCAAUGGUUGGUCCUCUGAAUCCAGUGACUCUGAAGGCUCCUGGGAGGCCCUCUACCGCGUGGUACUGCUUGGAGACCCUGGCGUAGGGAAGACCAGCCUGGCCAGCCUCUUUGCAGGGAAGCAAGAGCGGGACCUCCAUGAACAGCUGGGAGAAGAUGUGUACGAGAGGACCCUCACAGUGGAUGGAGAGGACACAACGCUCGUGGUCAUGGACACCUGGGAGGCUGAGAAACGGGAUGAAAGCUGGAGCCAAGAGUCAUGCUUGCAGGUGGGCAGCGCCUACGUCAUUGUGUACUCCAUCGCGGACAGAGGCAGCUUCGAGAGUGCCUCUGAGCUCCGCAUUCAGCUGCGGCGCACGCAUCAGGCGGACCACGUGCCCAUCAUCCUGGUGGGCAACAAGGCCGACCUGGCACGCUGCCGGGAAGUCUCUGUGGAAGAGGGCCGCGCCUGCGCGGUGGUGUUUGACUGCAAGUUCAUCGAGACGUCGGCCACGCUGCAGCACAACGUGGCCGAGCUCUUCGAGGGCGUGGUGCGGCAACUGCGCUUGCGCCGCCGAGACAGCGCGGCCCCGGAGCCGUCUGCGCCCCGAAGGCGGGCGAGCCUCGGCCAGCGGGCUCUUCGCUUCCUGGCCCGCCUGACGGCCCGCAGCGCCCGCCGUCGGGCACUCAAGGCCCGCUCCAAGUCCUGCCACAACCUGGCCGUGCUCUGA
Messenger RNA from Neomonachus schauinslandi (Hawaiian monk seal), 986 nucleotides. It is a transcript of the gene REM1, whose product is annotated as RRAD and GEM like GTPase 1. Gene Ontology annotation, cellular component: plasma membrane. NCBI's taxonomy places the organism in Eukaryota, Metazoa, Chordata, Mammalia, Carnivora, Phocidae. Gene Ontology annotation, biological process: negative regulation of high voltage-gated calcium channel activity. The record is from RefSeq and is a predicted model, not a curated record. The coding region runs from base 90 to 986 and encodes 298 amino acids. Gene Ontology annotation, molecular function: calcium channel regulator activity; GTP binding; GTPase activity. The transcript is spliced from 5 exons.